Mesocricetus auratus (golden hamster) is the source of this 3446-nucleotide messenger RNA. RefSeq names its product synaptonemal complex protein 2 like (gene Sycp2l). Lineage: Eukaryota; Metazoa; Chordata; Mammalia; Rodentia; Cricetidae. The transcript has 32 exons. Bases 116 to 2668 code for a protein of 850 amino acids. The record is from RefSeq and is a predicted model, not a curated record.
CAGGACGGAUCCUCGCUUUGAUCUCAGUGGGAAUCUCAGACUUCUUAGGAGCAAGCCGCGCUGCACAGCUGGGCUGGGCAGGCGUUGGGGACAUCGUGUCGCUAGAAGCCUCGAGAUGCCAGCGAAAAACAAAAACCCUCUGCAGUCUGUUAAGGAGGACACUGGAGCUGGCAGGACCCACGGUGCUUUCUGGCUUCAGUCGCUUGUUACUGAUGCACUCCACGGCAAAGGGUUUCACAUGAUAGAAGAGUAUCUCCAGCAGAAAGAGAGCCAUGUGCCUCAAAAAUACAACCAUCUUCUCCUACACCAUCUCGACAGGCGGAUCAACCGGGAACUGGAUAAAAAUGAGUUCCAGAAUUGUUCCCUGCUGCUGAAAUGUAUCCAGAGAUUCUGCAAAGAUGACCAGGGCCAAGAGGAGCCCUUGCUAAUUCGGCAGGGGCUGAUGGCAAAGAUGGUUUCCUGGUUUGAACGGCUGACAGGAUUUCUGAUCACAGAAGACCUGGCCUCAGAUGCACCGCUGGCAAAUGCCAUGGGAGACCUCCUCGACACUGCCCUGAUCAUUUCCAGGCACAGCGGGAAAGGGACAAUCCAGAUGCUGGAUUCCUUCAUCCUUAAUUUAGGAUUCCUGGUGACAGAAGGCACAGUGACGCCCUCCAUUCAGCGAGAGGCUCUGAGUACUCUGAACUGCAUUUUGGAAGCUGCCCCCCGGGAAGAGAGACGAAGGCUCACUUCAGCAGAAGGCAUGUGCAGACUUAUGAAAGAACUGGCGAGGAUGAUCUUGACUGUGGGAGAUUAUAGCCAGCAGGUUGCUCUAUCAGAGGCUUUGUGUAGGAUGGCGGUUGGAACACUGAGACAUGAGCUUGCUCUUCAGUGGUUUGAUGAUGCAGUCCUGGCUGAAGCUUUCAAAGAAAUUAAGAACCGGGAAUUUGAGACGGACUGUCGGCAGUUUCUCAAUUUCCUGAAUGACAGACUUGGUGACAAGAGAAGGGUCUAUUCAUUCCCAUGCUUGGCUGCUUUUGCUGAUGAUCAGGAGAUGAGAAAACCAGCAGAUGAAAAAUUAGAGGAAUUUUGGAUUGAUUUCAACCUAGGAAGCCAAAGCGUGACUUUUUACAUAGACUACAGAGAGAGUGCUCUGUGGGAACCAGUGCAACUCUCAAAGGAAGCAGUGGUCAAGUAUUACGUAAUGGAAAGUGACAGGAUGAAGACAUUAAUCGUUUACCUGAAAGAGCCGAUUAUUGUCAGCAAGAAAGAAGCAAAGACAAUAGAAAUCCACUUCGACAGGCAACUCGGCAUAUCCCAGGCUUCAGUUCGAGCUUUGGGAGAAGUUGAACAGACUCCUGUUUUGACAAAAGUCUCCCCUGACUUCAAAAAAGAAGAUGGGGAGAUUCCUAGUAGCCACGAAAGAGAAACAGAGCGUGCAGAAGAACCCACAAUCCUGCCGGGGUUCGUGGAUGACGACGACGACCUCGAGGAUGACGACGACAACCGUUGCCUAAUAACUCGCCGCAGCUUCAAUGUUCAGUCAGAGCCUGCUGUGAGCAGAAGAGGCUGGGAAAAGCUGCAAACACAUACAGAAGAAAGUUCACCUGAAAAACCAAAACCGCAUGACCCCAAACAAGUUACUUCAAAACACAAGCAUCCUUCAGAUAUGCAAGAACCAUCAAUUCAAGCUCAGGCUUCUAAAUUAAAUGAUACAAUGGAAGAUUCUGCCUUUGAGGGGGAUGGAGAACAAGAUGGAAGGAGGCCGUUUAAUCUUAGGAAACAUUACUUCUCUGAGGGUAAUGAAGAUUCAGGUUCAAGCAUCAGUGAACGAUCUUGGACCCGGGGUUACAAACGGAAAUCCUCAAGAACAUAUUCCCAGAGGAGGAAGCCAAGAAUCAGUUCUUUCAGGGUCCUGCCACUUUCCCCCAUCAGGAGCGGCAGAGCUCGUGAGGAAGAUCAGGUUAAGCUGACACCAGUAUGGAAGGGCAUCUCCAGGCAAAGUGAUACCACUCUUCCAAAGUUUUCUGAUAUAAAACUGCAAGGUAGUUCUGUGCUUUUAACUCCCGAGGCAUCUACACAGAAAAUAGAAUUUCGAAGUCCUCAUGUAUUGGGCGGUCUCUCUCCCUUAGAGCACCCAGAAUUUGAAGAAAACGUACCUCAGAUUGCGAACCGAGAGACAUUCAUGGAAAACAGUAGCUUCAAACACAAGCUAGAAAACUCAGAACACACAGAGAUACCGGAUGGAGGUAUUGCUGCCCCAAAGCAAUCAAGAUUAGAAGAUGCUCCAGGAUCCCCUGCUCUGACAGAUAUUUCUACUCCAUCUCAAGAAGAUGUGCCAGAAACUGCAAAUAGUUGUGCUUUUAAAACAGCCUUUGAAAACUUCACUAGGGAUCUGAAAAGAAAAUUUGAGCUCAAGCAGAAAGAGAUUCCAUUUUCUUCAGAGAAGGCAAAGGAAGUACCAGGCUGUCUAAUCAGAUUUUGGAACCAGAUAUACACGUGCAGGCUGAACAAGCUGGAGAGGUUUCACAGCUCUGUUCUUCAGGAGCUGAGCGACUUGGAGAUGGAUCUUCAGGCUCUCACAUGCCUGGAAGAGGAUGCUCUGGAGUUUUGGGAGAAACGGUCGUCUGACUUGCGAUCAUCAUGUGAUCAGCAAACAUUGAGGUUUAACUCAACUCAGUCUUCAUAAGAAAAGCCAAAGUUUGGCUUUAUGACUGCACCCUCAGGUACAACAGCAUGAGGAGGGAGAUGGAGUCUGUGGUACCUUGGCCCAAGAGCUGUCCUUCAGAGCUAUGCUCAGCAGCAAACAGCCCUCAGAAGCUGCUGAGAAAGGGCAGCAUGAUAGGGAGGGAUAGGGCAUGUUCACAGCUUGUACCAUAUUACUCAUUUGUUCAGAGAAACUAAGCUUUCUGUUCAAACUUGGUCCAGUCAUAGAAAAGUCCAAGAUGUUUAGCCAUUUCAAGUGGUUUACUUUUCAUAUCAUUUAAAUAGAGUAAACUUUAUUUCAGUUUGAGAAGUGCUUUCAAAUUUUGUGGAAAACAGAACUUCAGCCAUGUCUGCAUAGAGAUUAUUUCAUAAACCCCUUUAAAGGAAAAAUAUCCCGAAAACAGAAUGAGAUGAGAACAGGUUGACAUGAAUUAUAAGGGGGACACGUUUGCUCUUGAGAGAUUCCUACUUCUCCAGGUCUCUGUCCCAAAGCACAUGCUCAGGGGAAGAGACACAUUCCUCCUGCAGACAUUCCUCUAUUGAGAUGUAUCUGCAGAGGCCUGCAUGCACAGUGGGGUGUCUGAAUUAUUUUAGAGAAGUUAAACAUAUUAUUUAAGGCCACUCACAAAGUCAGAUGGUUUACGGCUGGAUAAGUAGAGACUGUGCAUUGAUCAGUAUGUUCUUGAUAUAACACAGUGAGUUAUAUUAUAGGCUACAUAUUAAUUUGUAGUUUUUCUUAAUACAAAUGUAUGUAAUCCUAA